This is a messenger RNA of Aethina tumida (small hive beetle), 1487 nucleotides long. RefSeq lists its product as uncharacterized. The record is from RefSeq and is a predicted model, not a curated record. The coding region runs from base 754 to 1353 and encodes 199 amino acids. The transcript is spliced from 2 exons. NCBI's taxonomy places the organism in Eukaryota, Metazoa, Arthropoda, Insecta, Coleoptera, Nitidulidae.
CAAUUCAAAAGAAACAAAAGCUAACCUCAAAAUUUGCGUUUCUUCUGUUAUGUUAAGUAAACUACAACUAAUCAAACUUAAUUUUCCAAAUAUUACAUGUGUAAAUUAUUGUUUAUUACUAAUCUAAUACCUAUCAUUCAAAAGAACCCAACCUAACCUCAAAAUUUGCGUUUUCUUAUGCUUUAGUAACUAACGGGACUUAAUUUUCUAAGUACUUCGUGUGUAAAUGAUUAUUUUUUACUAAUUUCUUAAGGAUUAGUUGCCUGAAUGACUAUUCUAUGUCCAUCAAUUCAAAAGAAACAAAAGCUAACCUCAAAAUUUGCGUUUCUUCUGUUAUGUUAAGUAAACAACAACUAAUCAAACUUAAUUUUCCAAAUAUUACAUGUGUAAAUUAUUGUUUAUUACUAAUCUAAUACCUAUCAUUCAAAAGAACCCAACCUAACCUCAAAAUUUGCGUUUUCUUAUGCUUUAGUAACUAACGGGACUUAAUUUUCUAAGUACUUCGUGUGUAAAUGAUUAUUUUUUACUAAUUUCUUAAGGAUUAGUUGCCUGAAUGACUAUUCUAUGUCCAUCAAUUCAAAAGAAACAAAAGCUAACCUCAAAAUUUGCGUUUCUUCUGUUAUGUUAAGUAAACAACAACUAAUCAAACUUAAUUUUCCAAGUAUUUCAUGUGUAAAUUAUUGUUUAUCACUAAUCUAAUACCUCUAAUUCAAAAGAACCCAACCUAACCUCAAAAUUUGCUUUUCUCCUGUUAUGGUUCGUGGCAACACCUUACAAGAGGCGAACAAACAAUACAACGACCUAAAAACGAAGGUGAAACAGAAACUGGAGCUGCUGGACAUUGCCAGAUCUAAAUGGGAGAACGACGUGGGCGACGCCAUCAAGAAGUUCGACCGCGAGACACCAAUAGCCAUCGACGAACAGAAACGCAAAUUCGACGACAUCUUGAAGUCACUGUCGGCGAAAAACUCUAAGUGCGUACAAGAUAAACAGAAAUCCUUCGCCGACAUUUUGCAGUACGCCAAAAACUACGUGACGUGCAGCGGUCCAAUCGGCGCCUCCGCCAGCAAGGGGUACGGCCAACUGGCUGGCUAUUCCUACGGUGUGCUAGGUCGUGUGGAGGCGUUGGAGGAACAAAUUAAGAAGUGCAACGGAGCUGAUGGUUGUUUGAAGCUGGUCAUAGCCGACAUCAAGAAGUCCAGUGCCCUUAAAUCGUUGGAUGAGUACACACAAGAUGCUAAGAAGCUGGCGGAGGACAAGAAGAAGGAUUUGAAGACGAACUGCAAAGUGGUGGAGAAGUACAAGACAGACGGGGAUAAUUUGAUCAAACAGAUCAAAGCUUGUAUUGGUUAGAUUUAAUGAUUAUUGUAACUGUUUUUUAUAAAUAUUAAUUUUUUGUGCUUGCCUUGGUAUUUUGGCGAGUGACAAGAGAUCUCACAUAUUCCAACGUAUUAAUAAAGUUUAAUAAACAAAAACUAUUAAUUUAA